Lethenteron reissneri (Far Eastern brook lamprey) is the source of this 4679-nucleotide messenger RNA. Its product is annotated as ras-related protein Rap-1b. The record is from RefSeq and is a predicted model, not a curated record. Gene Ontology annotation, molecular function: GTP binding; GTPase activity. Gene Ontology annotation, biological process: Rap protein signal transduction. Gene Ontology annotation, cellular component: membrane. NCBI's taxonomy places the organism in Eukaryota, Metazoa, Chordata, Hyperoartia, Petromyzontiformes, Petromyzontidae.
CGCGCAAGUGACCUCGCCCAAGUCUCGGCUGAGGCGAGGAUAGAGAAGCUCGCGGCGGCGUCUCCACCCCCCUCAGAGAGAGAGAAGCGACGCGAAGCAUCGCGCGGGGCGGAUCGACUCGAGGGAGAAAGAAACGCCAUCGCGGACCUCCCCCACCUCCGCCGCCGCCGCCAUCCUCGACUUUCUACUCGGCCCGCCAGAGCCUCGUCGCUACUCUUACCCCCCCGCAGCCCCAAACUACCACCUCCAACCGGCCGCCCCAUCGCCUUGCUCCGCGGGUUCGCCGCCUCUUCGCGCUCUCUGUCGCUCGCUCGCCGUGUGCGGUAAAACAACGUGUGUGCGCGUGCAGGUGAGGGCUUCCCCGUGUCACAAUGCGGGAGUACAAGCUGGUGGUGCUGGGGUCUGGUGGAGUGGGGAAGUCCGCACUGACGGUACAGUUCGUGCAAGGAAUAUUUGUGGAAAAGUACGAUCCCACCAUCGAAGACUCCUACCGGAAGCAAGUGGAAGUGGAUGGAUCACAGUGCAUGCUGGAGAUCCUGGAUACAGCCGGCACAGAGCAGUUCACGGCGAUGCGGGACCUGUACAUGAAGAACGGCCAGGGCUUCGUGCUGGUCUACUCCAUCACGGCGCAGUCCACCUUCAACGACCUGCAGGACCUGCGCGAGCAGAUCCUGCGCGUCAAGGACACGGACGACGUGCCCAUGAUCCUGGUGGGGAACAAAUGUGACCUGGAGGACGAGCGCGUGGUGGGCCGCGAGCAGGGGCAGAACCUGGCGCGCCAGUGGCAGAGCUGCGCCUUUCUGGAGGCCUCCGCCAAGUCCAAAAUCAACGUCAACGAGAUCUUCUACGACCUGGUGAGGCAGAUCAACAGGAGAGCGCCGCCUGAGAAGAGGAAGGCGAAGAAGAAGCAGUCGUGCACGCUGCUGUGAGACGCUGUCGGCCACCACCGCCGUCAAUCCCCACCGCCAACAACGCCGCCGCCACCAACACCGCCGCCGCCACCACCACCACCGCCACCUUUUUUCUAUUGCGCCUUGGGGGGUCCCGGCGUGGGGUCCUCCGUCGCGCUCGGCGUUUCGCGAGGAGGGAAACGUCCCCCCGAUCCGAUCCCAACCUACCAACCCGCCUACCGUCUGCGCACCGCCCGUUUUUGUCCGUCGGUCGCCCCCCCCCCCGCGGCCGCUACCCCCCCCCCCCACCCCCCCCCACCGGCGUCUGUCGGAAACUCGUGCGGAGACGAAAGCGACGCCGGCGCUGUCCCUCACCGCGACCGACUUCCCCGCGUUCGAGAGCCGAGCGCCCACCCACGCCUCGCCACGCAACCAAUUACCGAGUCACGACGCCGACACCUUUACGACGUUCAGCCGGCGGGAGGGGGGGGGGGGUGGUGGGGGGGCUGCCGUGGAGGGGGGGGGGGCCCUUUUGUGAAGGCUGCGGAAUCGGUCCACCGGGAAAAAAAAAGGAAAAAAAUUACAAAAAAAAAUUGAAGUGGGAAAAAGAUGAGUGCCCCCCCCCCCCCCACACAGCCCCCACCCCCCUUCCCUGGUUAUUUCUUUUGUCUUUUUCUGUCCCUUUGUUAUCCCUCCGGCGUGUGUGUGUGUUUCGAACGGUCCGUGUGUUGCACGUGAGAGUUGGUUAACCCUCCGCCCCGCUUCGCCGUGCGAUCGACAGGUAGGCGGCUGGCCAGGUGCGCGUGCGUGCGUGUUUGUGUGCCCGAGUGUGCACGCGCGUGCGCUCCGUGUGCGUUGUGCGUGCGAGCUAGUGCGUCGGUGUGCACGCCAGUGCGUUCGCGUCGGUGUGCACGCGCCUGCGUUCUCUGUGCGUGCGCAAGCUAUGGCAUGAGUGUGCACGCUCGUGUGUUCGCGUGCGAGCUUGUGCGUGCGAGCUAGCGUGUGAAUGUGCACGCUAGUGCGUUGUGUGUGUGUGUGCACGAGUGUGCGUUCGCGCGCGAGUUUGCGUGCGAGUGCGAGCUAGUGCAUCAGUGUGCGAGCUAGUGCAUCAGUGUGCGAGCUAGUGCAUCAGUGUGCGAGCUAGUGCAUCAGUGUGCGAGCUAGUGCAUCAGUGUGCGAGCUAGUGCAUCAGUGUGCGAGCUAGUGCAUCAGUGUGCGAGCUAGUGCAUCAGUGUGCGAGCUAGUGCAUCAGUGUGCGAGCUAGUGCAUCAGUGUGCGAGCUAGUGCAUCAGUGUGCACGCGCGUGCGUUCCGUGUGUGCGUUGUUCUGUGUGCGAGCGAGUGAGCGACUUCUGCUGUCUGGAGCUUCUGUCGCCCUCCUCUCAUCCAUCCCCAAGCCGUGACAGAUGCUCGCUCCUCCUCCUACUCACGCACCUCCUCCUCCUCACCCUCCUCCUCACCCUCCUCCUCACCCUCCUCACCCUCCUCACGCACCCCACUCCCCACUGCCCCCUGCCCCGCUCUGACAGUCGCCGAGCAAGCGAGCGGCACAGCGCCACUCGACAGCGCAGGCAGGCGCCCAACUAACACUCUCCCCGUUUAACCUGUGGCUCCCGUACUAAUAUUUGUACAGAGACUUUUGCAUACGACCCGUCUCUUCAGACUUUAUAAAUACUGUAUUGUCAUUUUUUUUUCCUCUCCAUUAUUUUUUUGUAUUUUACUGUAAAGAAUAAAAAAAAGUGGUGGCUCAGGAGCUGAGACUUCGUAAAAAAAGAACAGAAAAUAACGGGGAGGGGGGGGAGGGUGAGGGGGCAGGUGGGGGCUGGGUGGCGCUCCCCCCCUUGCCCCUACCUGUUCUAUUCUUCUCCAGCUGCACGAUGCAUUUCGCCCGGUUCUCUGCGCUCGCCGCCGAUUAACCCCCCGGCCUCCACCGCCGGCCCCCCGUCUCCAAACGACUUCUUCCCCCCCCCCCCCGCCGCCACUCCCCCCGGCCCCGCUCCUGAACUCCCAUCAAAUGUUGGGGGGGGGCGCGGAACACGAAAACUGAGUUGUCAACUCGCCGUUUUUUUUUACCCAGAGGGGCGAUUCGUGAGCGGAGCCACCGGGGGAACAUCGUCCUGGCCGCUGCCGCCGCCGCCGGGACUGCGUUCGAUUAUUGUUUGUGGGCGCACGAGUGAUUGUUUUUGGGGGGUUUUUUUGUUCUUUCUCUUUGGCGGGUUCCGUUGGCAGCCAGAGGAGAGCCGGGGGGGGGGGGGGGACCUUGACGGCGCCAGAGGUUUGUUGGGGCUAGAGUCCGGCGGUGCCAAAAUCCCCAGACCGCAGCUCUCCCUCUCUCUCCCUCUCUCACUCGCUCGCUGAUGUGGCCCCGGUCCCCCGGCACCGCUUUGCGUUGUGAGACGGAGGCACCCGUCUGUCCGGGCGGAUGGCCCGGCAGGCGGGCGGGCUGGUGAGACGGGGAGGGAGAUGCGGUUUUGGUGGUCGACCGUUCUGUCAGUUGAUUGGUCGGUCGCCCGGUCUGACGAUUGAUUGAUUGGUCAGUCGGCCGGUUGAUUGAUCACUCUGCCGGGCAGUCAGUUGAUUGGUCAGUCGGCCGAUGCGGUCAUUUGAUUGGUCAGUCGGCCGGGUUGUCAUUUGAUUGGUCAGUCGGCCGGGUUGUCAUUUGAUUGGUCAGUCGGCCGCGCUGUCGGUUGAUUGGUCAGUCGGCCGCGCUGUCAGUUGAUUGGUCAGUCGGCCGGUCUGUCGGUUGAUUGGUCAGUCGGCCGGUCUGUCGGUUGAUUGGUCAGUCGGGCGGUUUGUCAGUUGAUUGGUCAGUCGGCGGGGCUGUAGCAGCACGAGACUUUACAACUUAACACGCGGUGGGACUUGCGCGGGUACAGCGAUGGCCUCUGCCUCUGUCCACCGCUGCUGCUGUUCGCCAGGCCGUGGCGCUGGGGGGGGGGGUAGCUCCUGCAUGGUUUAUUUCACUUCCUUACUUUUGAUUUAAGAUGCUUUCGUGCGUACUACAAGAUUCAUUUAUUGAUGCUAGCCCCUCCCCCGCCCUCCCCCGCACCCCUCUCGCCAUCGUCAUCACCAACGUCAAUCGACAUCGUCGUUAUUAUUAAACAAUAUCAUUUAUUACAACUCGGUUAUAAGCUGUUGAACUUCUGCUUGGCAGUGGCACGAGAGGAUGCGAGCGCGUGCGUGUUCCGUUGUUUGUGUUUACAAGUCGAGUUAAUUCGCAGGCGUGACAUUGACACAAAAAAGUUACCAGCAAGGCCCCCCCUCGAAGGCUUUCAAAAUGCUUUGUAUUGCCCCACACCACACAACCCCCCACCCACCCACCACCCCCAGCCCCUACAGAAAAAAAAACUAAUUGAAUGCUCCGAAUUAAAAACAAACAUAUAUGUGUGUGCGUGUGCGUGUCCGUAUCUCGUGAGUCUGACCCCCCCCUCUCCUCCCCAUUGAAGCAAUGGAACGCCCCGACUUGAAAGGAGAAGCCGUCUGUCUCUCGGUUGGCCAGGUUAUGGGGCAAACCAUUGUGGGCAGAGGUGCCGGCGUGGGGGGGGGGGGAGAUUUUAAAAACCCAGCCGCAGGAAAUCCAUUCGCUCCGCAUCUCCAACUCAGUGGUACAUCCCAAGUCUCUCUGCCUUGUAGUCCACACACGUUAACCCGCUUUAUAGUUUCUACUGAUUGUACUGUAGAUGUCUGAUGAUAUAAUACUUUUUUUCUUUCCCCGAACUACUUAAAUAUUCGUACAAUGUGUACCGUACAUACAUUUGAUGCCAAAUAAAUUGUAUUACAUUUUACACUC